GAAUUAUCCAUGAGCUUUGGGACACUGUAUGUAUCAGUGUAAGCCAUCGAAUUAGAAGUGUGUGUUGCGAAUACGGUUACAUCAGCCAAUGAGUAAGCGAACGAAAAGAAGGUGAGAAAGUGAGAGAAAACAAGAAAAAUGGACUGCUGUGUGUUCGGUUGUCAUGUAUGCGCGCGCCAGUCAAAACAACAACAUAAUCACACUCGUUUAUACACAACACCGAUCUGUUGAUGUCACAGAUUAAGUUAGCGGCUUAAGAUGCGGUAUAGUCUUGAACAUAGACUGCUAUCGAUAGGACGCAAAACGGAUAACUCCUGCUGAACAUCAUUAUCAUCACAAUUUUUUUUUUAUGUAAAUUCAAAUAAAAUAAUUUACCGAAGAUAUUUUUCGAAAGUAAAAAAAAAAUUUCAAUAAAAAAUAUAUCGUUAAAAAUCGACGAAAAAAAAAAUAACAUGAUGAAAAGUGAAGUGAUCAUUUUGUAACGGAAAUUAAUUGAACACAAAGUCAUAAACAUAAAUUUCGAUAAAUUGAUGAUAGAUUUUGUUAGUGUUUAAAUUGAGUUGACGUGAUGAAAUUUAAUGAAAUUAAUUUCGAAUUGAAAAAGGACGGAUUAACUGUCCGUGUCCAUCCCAUAUAAACGGAAGAAGAAAAAUUUAGAAAAAAAAAACUAUGAUCGCUUUGGAAUUUUCGGUGCUAUUGAUAGUUUAUAGAUCAUUAUUAACAUUGAACGCGUUUGUAAAUCAAUCGAUGUGAAAAAGAAAAGUAACAAGAGCAUCCAACGAAGCCACCAAUGAAAUCAAAGGAUUAGUCUCACUCGCUCACUCAUUUUCAUUAUUAUUCUUCUGUUUUUUUUUUUUUUUAUUUCGUCCGUUUAAAUGGCAAGCAUAUUGGCUUGCAUGUAAAAUACACCAGUUUAAAAAUAGCUUGUGUUGUGUGUGCGCGCUGGUUUGCUGUGUGUUGUUGAGAGCAACGUGCAUCGUGCAAAUAAACCAUUCGAUAAAUUAAUUUGAGCGAAGAGAGUCAUAACACAUGUACACUCACGCCUCUCGCACAAGGGAUCCCGAAACGAACAAAACAAAUAAACGGUGCAUAAGUGCAAAAAGUGAAGGAGAGCGAGUGAGAGUGUGUGGGAGAGCGAGUGAGUGAGAGCAAACAUUUAAUUAUUUACCAGAGUAAAUAUUCCGUUACAGCAGAAACGAGCAAAAAAAAAGAGAAAAAUGUAUUCCAUACACAUUGAGAGAGCUUAAAGUGCUAAACAGGAUUUUAAACAUUCAUAAAAAACGCAUUUAUGACUUUGACUACGAAGAAAGAGAAAUAUGCAUGUAAUAAUUUGAAGAUAGAAGGAAAGAGAGUGUGUGUGUUUGUGUCAUAAAACGGAAAAAUUCAAGGAGAUUUCUUGUAAUAGAUGGAAAUUUGAUAUUUAAUUUGAUCAUUCCCCGGGUAUAACGAUAGCAAAAAAAAAAACGUAUAAUAACAACACGAUAACCGUAUAUGAACGAGCCAACGGAUUUCCACAGAAAUUUCGUCAACCAUAUAUGCAGAUGGUAAAUUUAUAGGCGAUCACAUUGCUGCCGCUGUCACCAAGACCGCAGAUUCGUCUUUUUUUGUGAAUGUAUCUUUUGAAUUUGUCACAUCUGAUCAUCAUCGGAGAAUGUCUGCAAAAACAUCACCACUAUUGAUGAAAAUUAAAAAAGAAGUCAACGAAGAAAUCAAGGAAUACGCUGAAUCAGCGAUGAAUGAGCUGCUCGGUUGGUAUGGAUAUUGCAACAGUAACAACAACGACCAUUCAACCGAACGUUUCAAUAGUUUGACAAACGCCAGAAUGUCAACACCAAAUUUUGCAGCAUGUUUAUCGCGGUCCGCAUCAUAUUCAAGUACGAAUCAGUCAUCGAACAGCGCUGCAGCCGCUACCGCCGCCGCCGCCGCUGCCGCUACUACCAUCACAACCGUUUCCGUUGGAACCAGCAGCAGCAAUCGGAAGCGUGAAAACAGUCUAUCGAUGGACGAUAUUGAUAAUACAACCGAUAGCAUGUCGGCCGUGGAUGAACUCACAAAGAUGUCACCGCAAACGAGCAAGGACAGUAUCAAUGCACCAACAACAACAACAACAACAAUAACCACCUCAGAAAAAUCACCACUCGGGUCACAAUCAGAUGAAUGUGGCUGGUGCAAACGGGUGAUUUCAUUUGGUUCGUCCGAAUUUUCGGCAUCUUCGGAAGGGCUAAAAUUUUGUUCGGAAUCAUGUUUCACACAGAGUCGUCGUGCAUCAUACAAACGGGCCAAAACAUGUGAUUGGUGCAAGCAUAUACGUCAUGCGGUUAGCUAUGUUGAUUUUCAAGAUGGUGCAUCACAAUUGCAAUUUUGCUCCGAUAAAUGCUUGAAUCAAUAUAAAAUGCAAAUUUUCUGCAAAGAAACCCAAGCACACUUGGAUUUGAAUCCGCAUUUGAAAGACAAAGGCAAAUCGUCCAACGAAAAUUUAAUUACGCCCGAUUUAUGGAUGCGAAAUUGCCGAAGUCGAAGCCGUUCAUUGACACCGGACCAACGUUCGAAUGAUUCGCGAACCGCCACUGAAUCACCCAUCGCCGUAACACCAACAAUCAAUGCCGUGCCAUCGAUCAAAGUGGCUCCCGUUUCCAAACUACUGUCAACCGAACACGAUGCAUCGAGGCGACAAUCAAAAGACAACGAGCCAACAACGAACGUUGAAUUGAAAAACUAUUCGAAUUUUGCGCAAAAAUCACGUGCACUGCGCAAACGUCGUACAAAUCGUCUCAGCUCCAAUUCAAGCAGUAUCUUGGGCAAUGAAACCAUCAAUAACAACGAUAGCAACAACGAAAAUCGAAAUACUCAUGGAAAAAUCCACGCAACGAAUUUGAUAAGUGAUCCAAAUAGAAUAUGCCUGUUGCAGCCAUCAUUGAUGUCGACUAUGCCACCAUCAAAGAUUUCACCGUCAUCGGCAAAGAACCAACAAAUCGAUGAACCAAAUGCCGCCUUUUUGCAACGCUACCAAUUGAUGUCACAGCAAUCGCCGAAUUUGUUUGCAAUCAAUGAAAAUCGUUCGCUACAAAAUGCUCUACGUCAAUCGGCCCCAUUUAUUGCUCCAUUGAUUCCGAAUGCUGGCUUCCCCGAUACUGGACCACCACCGCCACCGCCAUCGCUAUCAUCGUCGUCAUCGUUGCCCGAUGCCAUGCCAAAAAUACUACCCGGUCAACCGCAUCCAUUGUUGAAAUUUCUACCGAUGCAACGGCAACGAUCUGAACCGCCACCAUCCCUGAAUGCCAAUCGUAAACAUAGUUUUGGGCCCGAAAAUAAUCCAAUAUUUUUGAUGCAACAACAUCAAAAAACACAAGCGCUCAAUGAAUAUGUGAGCCAUAUUUUUGGUACGGUAACACCACCGUCAACACUUCUGAUGCCAUACCCAAUCAUUUUGCCAAUCCCGUUGCCAAUACCAAUUCCGUUGCCAUAUGAAGCAUUUUUAAGAGCCGCCGAAGUCAAGCCAACCAAUGCAAAUUAUGCGAACGGCGUUCGCAGUAGCUGUAGCACCAAUGAAGAUGAUAGUCUAGCGAAAAAUUGCCGAAAAUCGAAUGCAAACGAUCAACCGCUUGAUUUUACAAAAGAUAACAUUGCAAAUGAAGUACUCAAAGCAUCCGAUAACGAUGAAUCUGAUGAUGACAAAGAAGAUAGUAGCCGAAGCUCCAACAAGGAUGGUGCAACACAUAUCAGAAAUGAGCUGACGAAAUUUCGGGCCAAUCGACAAACGGCAAACAAACGAUCAUUGACCAAAGAGCCAACAUCCGAGAAUAAUCGACCAUUACGCAAACGGAAACGGGUCAUUGACUGCGACUACAUGCGAUUACGGGACUCCAACUCAAAUGACACAAUCAAUUCAAGAAAAUCCAUUUAAUUUGAAUCCUAUUCAAAAUUCACUUAACACAGUUGCUAAAUAAAAAACGAAAAAUUACCAAUAAAAAAUUAUAUGAUGAAAAUGUAUACAAUUCCCCUAUUCGAGUAGAGAAAUGUAUGAUGAAAGAAGAAAGUAAAACAAAUGCCAUGGUUUAAGUUAAAUAUUGGGAUUUAAUCCAAACUUUGAAUCGUAAUUUCCACAAUUUUCUGUUUCUCUUUAUCAUUAGAAUUAGUUGAGUUUUUUUUUUGUACAUAAAAAUUUCAUUUUUCAUUUAAAAAGAAAGAAUUAUAAAAUAUAUAGAAUUUUCUUUAAAUUUAAAUUAGAGAAAUUUUUUUGCUGUCGAGAAAAGAGAGAGAGAGAUAGAGAGAGAGAGAGAGA
Messenger RNA from Sitodiplosis mosellana (orange wheat blossom midge), 4282 nucleotides. RefSeq names its product sine oculis-binding protein homolog (gene Sobp). Gene Ontology annotation, cellular component: nucleus. Bases 1652 to 3904 code for a protein of 750 amino acids. The transcript has 3 exons. NCBI's taxonomy places the organism in Eukaryota, Metazoa, Arthropoda, Insecta, Diptera, Cecidomyiidae. Gene Ontology annotation, biological process: animal organ development. The record is from RefSeq and is a predicted model, not a curated record.